AUAUCUAUGAAAUACAAAUUGAGUAUUUGUUGAUAUUGUGAUUUUGAUUUUGAUUUGAUUUGAUUUGAGAAUUUGAUUUAGGUAUUAAAAAUGACAACUUUUCAAAAUCAGAACCAAAAUCAAAAUCAAAAUGAGUGUGAAACUGAACCCAAAACCCUAAACACAAACCCUUAUCCUCCUCCAACUGCUCUCUACUCUGACCUUGUUCGUGAUGCUAAUCUUUUUAGGGAAAAGCUUCAAUCUUUUCAUGAUUCUUUUGGUACCAAAUUAAAAAUUCCUACUAUAGGAGGGAAGCCACUAGAUCUUCAUCACCUUUUUAUCGAAGUAACAUCUCGCGGAGGUGUGGAAAAGGUAAUUGUAGAUCGUAAAUGGAAGGAAGUAAUUAUGACCUUCAACUUCCGAGAUACCAUAACAAGCGCAUCAUUCAUGGUGCGCAGGUACUAUCUAUCAUUGCUUUAUCACUUUGAGCAAGCGUAUUAUUUGGGCAAACAAUCCCCUCCCUCACCACCUAGUGCUCUGAGUGGGAGCCUUGCCAAUAGCUCCUCAACCAACAAGGAGGGUGCUGCUACCAAUUAUUCGCCUCGUCAGGUUAUUCCAGCACAGACAAUUGGUUCUUCAUUGCAUGGAACAAUUGACGAGAAAUUCGACGGUGGAUAUAUAGUUACGGUGGACCUAGGUUCUCAACAGCUGAAAGGUGUCCUGUAUCAUGUUUCAAGUAAUGUAUCUCAGAGUUCAUACACUAAAGGUUUAUCAGGAGAAAGAGUUGAGAGGUAAAGAAAGAUACAAGAUUGAAAUGUUGAUGUACAAAUUCAUCGGUUCAUCUCGGAUCUUUUGUUCUUUUCUUUUAUUCUUGUUAUAGUUGUUUUUAUUCUAACAUUAUGAAGAAAAUUUCCUCGUGAGAAAACCGAUGGAUUAGAAAGAUAGCUUUUAGACGAUUCCGGUGUAAAUUAUGGUGAAUGAUUCUGUUAAGCAUCUUGUAGUAGUGUUCAAUUUGUUGUAGUUUUUUCAUUCAUUCA
Molecule: messenger RNA, 1016 nt
Organism: Vicia villosa (hairy vetch)
Lineage: Eukaryota; Viridiplantae; Streptophyta; Magnoliopsida; Fabales; Fabaceae
Product: high mobility group B protein 10
Exons: 6
Coding region: 91-774 (227 amino acids)
Molecular function (GO): DNA binding
Source: RefSeq, a predicted model, not a curated record